AUGUACACUGUAGGAGACGAUCCUGACUUCGAUACUGGGCUUCGGUAUGCAUCUCCAUGCAGCUGGCAUGACAGAACGGCGUGCAUGACAUGUACGGAUCACUUAUCUUAAAGUGAUCUGUUGUAGCCAUUUUCAUGCAAAUUACUGUAAACUGAAGUCAGGGAACUUCUGACAUCUGUUUGUAUAUGAUUAUACCCGUAAGGAGAUAUACAGUCUUUGUGCAAUUCAGCUUAAACCUCUAUCCUGAUAGCCCUUCUGACAACAUGUAUUUCAUUGUAAUUAUAUUUAACACUUUUGAGACAGGAAGAGUUAAUUUACUGGUAACCCUUUCAGUCCCAAUGACCAAAGUCAAAAUUUAGCAAAAAAAAUAUUAAUAAUAAUAAUAAUUCAAAUGCUCCAAAUUUAAGAGAAACAAAAAGCACCAAGACGUAUGAAUCUGGUUAGUAGAUUUCAUUUGAAAGGUUACCUACAAGAUAUCACCGUGACUGCAUGAAUCCUGUCUCCUAUACUACCAGAAGGAAUAUAUAACAUAUUAUCACAUACAUACAGUAAAACCUGUACAGGACUGUACAUGGAAAGAAAAGCAUGAGAUUUGCUAUCUCCUUUGCUGCUUAUUAUGGGUAACUUAAUUCAUUAUUAAGUGGGGCUGCUUGUGGGCAAAACGAAUGAAGUCUUGCAGUGUGAUUUAUAGCUAUCCAAGCCAGCAAGGUGGAGCUGCACGUCUUUUUGUAACAUGUACCAAGCAGUCCAUUAUGAAUUUAAAUUCUCAUGCCUUCAAACAAAGUGGUGUCUCUUUCAAGCGGACUUGGUCACUCUGAAGACUUUGUAAUAUAAUGGGCCAUUUCACUUCUACCAAACAAACACCUUGGCUUAGAAAAAUAAUGGUAAACUUUUGGCAAUGCCACCUGGUUUUCCUGCAAAAUAAAAUCUGAGGAGAGAGUGAAAAAAUUCCAUACUUCAUCUGAUGACAAGUGUUACUACCCAGAUACAGGUAGUGGUUGAUUGAUUGCUUGAAGCAAUUUCCCUUGUAGCAUAACAAAUCGGAGAGUCACAAUCCCAGAUGUAGGUAGUGACACACGUCAUCAGUAUAUAUAAGGAAUUCUGCACAUGCUCAUUCCACACAUGUUAUUUCGUGGGGAAAGCAGUAGUGGUGUUGUCUAUUGUCAGCUGUUUUCGUAAGCCAGCAAUUACCUAUAGUUACUCAUGUUGUACAUUAAUGUAUUAUUGAUUUCAAUUGAUUGUCAGCCUACAAUAAGUUAUAAUAACUGGUGUAACUCAUCUUUAAAAGCCUGUUAUAUGACUUUCCAGGUUUCUUAUGAGGACAUACAAGCUCACUGGUUCUUUAAAUUGGCCAUGUAGGUUAAAUUCAGUCUGCAAUUUCCAUUGUUUGCUCCAGACCUUUUGCAUUAAUUAUGGAACCUGAGGCAACAGCAAUUCAGAAAAUCCAAGAUAACGGUAAUCGCCCCGAGGAUUGGCUGGAGUUCCUGUCCAAACAAAGAACAAAGUCUGGCCCAGAUCUUUCCACUGAAACCUGUCAACACUUAAUCUUCCUUUAUGAGAGAGCUGUCACUCAAAUAUCAGCUGAAGACAACAAAAAGAAUUUCUGUUAUGCUCGUCUUCUUGUGGAAUGUGCAAAACUUCAAAUGUAAGGUUCUAAUAACUUUACUUGUUAGUACUAUACUUGCUGCCUGUAAUUAUGAUCAGUUUAUGAAAUUUUACUGUCAAACCUGUUUUAAGCAAAGCCAUAUUAAUUGUCACCCUCCAUUAUGUCACUUAUUACUUAAGUCCCCAAGGGUAACUUUUUUCUGUUCAUUGCUUUCACCUAUUUUAAACAACAAUUAACCUGAAUUAUAAAGCAUUCAGUUGGCCAUUUCCCAAACGUCACACCAGUUUACACAAGUUUAAUUUCACUGCACAGUUUAUUAAAAAUUAAUAAACUUAUGAAGAUACAUGUAUGAAACACAUUUGGCCAUUGUCCCAGUUUUUCAAAAGGUGGAUAACACUAUCUAUCCACUGGAUAAAUCACUAUCCACUGUUUAUUAUUAUUUUAUUUUUUGCACAGUAAUUAUAUUAAAGAAAUUAAAGUCAAAAUAUAUUGUACUAGUCAUGGCAACCUCACGACAGGUGACAUUGCUUACAGGAUUGUACAAUCAUGUUGUAUUAUAGGAGAAUCUCAGAAGAUGAUGCCAGAAGAACAUUCCAGUUGGCAAGAAGCAAUGCCAAGCACUUUGCUAUUGUGUUUGUUGCGUGGGCUCAAUUUGAGCUGUUAUUAGGUUUGUUAUUAAUACAGUACAAUGACAAUGAUAUUUGGAAUUAUAUUAUAUACCAAGUAGACUAGUAUACAGUCAGGUAGUACUGAUAUAAUCUUUAAUACUUCUUUUAACUUGUUUUAGUUAGCAAAGGUGUCUCUCUUCAUAUAAUGUAAACAUGUGUUCAGUAUUAAAUAAAAAUUAUAGUAAUUACCAUAGCAAUUUUUAUUAUUGGAUGCAGCCGAGUUAUGGUAUGAAAAAUUAUGCACUGAUCAGGGAGGGUAUUUGACCAAGGCGGAUAUUAAAAACACCCUGCAAGAUCUGCAUAAUCAAUUCUUCAUAUCGUGUCUCAAAGCCAGAUAUCAAAAUUGUUUUAUCAUAAUUCAUUCAAACCAUUUCCCAAUCAGUCAAUAAAACAUGCAUACUGCAAUCAUGCUUACAUGAAUAGCCCGUGUUCGAUAUAUUAAGAUUCUAACUGACUCCAAGGCUUUCUCAUUUUCUGGUCAUUUUUCUAUAAUUUUUUUUUAUUUGAUUUGGUUUUGUUUGUGCUCAAGUCUCUUCUGGGAAUUGCAAGACAAUGGAUCAUGAAAAAUUUGCAACUUUGACCCUUAAGCCUCGAAGUCGUGUUAGAAUUUUAAUAUAUUGAACAUGGGCUAUUACAACAGGCUACAGCCACCAAAAAUUAGAAGGAUUUUCUUGUCUUUAUAGCAGACAAGUUGAGCUUUUUUAUGCUUAAGGGAAAGAUUUUACAAGGAUUUGUAUGGAAAACCACUCAACCAUGACUGAGUGUCAUGAGUUAUUUUUCUUGAUGUGUACGAAUCCUUCAAAUUUUUGAUGGCUGUUGCAAUUGCUACUUUUUGAGAUAUACUGCUGAAAAUUUACAGGUUACCUGAUUUUAAUUAUGCUCUUUCAGUUCCUGCUAACAAAAUUUUCCAAAGGUGAACUGUUUUUGCGUUAGCAGAAAGCUGAUAAAGUGUCUGAUCAACUAUAAUAAUUGCAAAAGGACAAUUCAUACUGGUUUGCAUUCAGAAAAAGAAGACUAAAAUUACUGUAUCCAUCUUCCAUUACAGGGAACAAAAGCAAAUGUAGAGGCUUGCUGCGUAAAGGAAAAGAUUUUGAGGCAGAGCCCAAAGAGUUGCUGUUAAAAGCAUACGAUAACUUUGUUGAAGGAAAAAAGAUUUUGAUAGAUGACAGAGAGGAGUUGACAGGUUUCACUUACUUUAGAGGCAAACAGAAGAGUAGUGACUCUUCAGUUGAUUCUUCUCCUUUAAGCACAGGUACACCAAUCUAGAGUUAUAACUCUUUUUUCCUAUUCACAUGAAGAUAAACAGGUUGAAGAAAAUGAGAUUUAGCAUUAGAAAGCUGAAUGAUUGGCUUUAACAAGUGAUUUAAUAGUGACCUUAUGAUACAUCAUUUCUGCCUAUGGGUAGACUGGUAUCUACCACAGGCUAGUGAGCAUGUUUGCCAUUUCAAUAGCUAUACAAAAGGAGACCAUGACUCCCUAGAUGUGUAAUGGCAUCACUUUUCUACCUGGUAGCAGAGCCAUUUCUCUGGGGUAAGAGGCAAUCUACCUGACUGUGCAGUGUAUUUACUGCUAUGCAUAUACGGGUAAUUUACCUGUACACGGAAACUGUGUAAUUUAAAGUGUAUGUUAAAUUUUAUUUGCACUGAAUUUGUAAAUUGCCAAAAAUCAGUAAGCAACUUAUUAAUAAGUCUUUUAUAACACAUUCAACUAAACACCUUCAACAUGUUCAAGAUUUGGUAGAGUGGAGCACACACACGGCUUAGUCUUUAAUAACUACCGGUACUCCACUGUUGUAAUUUUGCAACUAAAAUUUGAAUUUUUAAGUGAAUUCCCCUUCUGAAUUUCUACAGGUGAGGACACAUCAACAAGCUCUCGAUUCACUGAUAGUGGCAGUGUAAGAGUCACGGACAACACCAGUGCUGUCAUUUCAUUCAAGCUCCCCAGCAUUCUAGAAAGCUGUGGUAGGCAACCACUGAGCAGUAGAAGAAGUAUUAGCAGCAGCAGUGAUGAAGCAGACACCAUUCCAUUCCAGAAAGGUCAUUUUAGCCACCUUCAGAGGGGCUGUCAAUCUACUCAAAAAGCAUCUGUCAAGUCUACACCAGACGUUAAAUCAGGUGAGUUGGGACACCCUCGGGAUGUGACAAAUUUGUCCGGUCCACAAUUCUAGAGCUGGCCGCUUACGGGAAUUAAAAAAUACAGAGUUUUUAUGGGAGUAAAAAAAAAUGGAGUUUUGUGAAGGUGGCCGUAAGUAGAACUGUCCGCUUACGAGAGUGUCCAUUAGGAGAGCUUCCACUGUAUUUUGUUAAGCAAAACUCCCCUUUUUCAUCUGACUUCUGACAUGUUAGCCUGACAGUGUAGCAGGUGUGUCAGUUCUUUGUAUUUUUUGUUUGUGGUGGUCUUAAGAGAUGCAGCCGCGCAGAAGCUGAGCCGAGGUCAAUCAAGAAAACAAGGAGGGACUGGGAAAGGGGAGAGGAAGAAUAUAGAGAGAAAGAGCUAGGCUUGGAGCUAGGCCUUCUUCCCCUCGCCCCCUCCCCCUUCGUUUUCGUCUUUGACCACAGUUCACAAAGGUUACUGAUGUGUUUAUUUAUGAAAUCUAUUCAAAACUGUAUCAGUCGCUGAGGUUUUUGUUAGGGCGCCACAGAUGUGCCAGGAAUAAAAAAUAAAUAAACAUGGCAACUUCAAUGUAAAAAUGCUGGGACGCGAGGUGUCUGGUCCAGCGGCUAUUUCCAUAUACUGGUACUAUUUUACCCUUUGCUCAAACCACCAUUUUUUAAACUUGAAACCGCAAUGUUAAGAGUUAAAAACUUACAGGUUCACUUCUUGUUUCAACGCCUUUCAAUCUGGUAUUUUUAGGGUUGCGUCCUAUAAUUUUGGCAUGAAAUGGAUCACGUGACGCUGAGCUGCAACCGGCUUAUUUAAUUACCGUAAAUCAAAACUGAUUGAACUUGUCUACUCCGCCUUCCUCCGUAGGUAGCAACAGCCUCGCUGCAAGCAUGAAUUUGUCAGUCCGGCGUAACAAGACGAGACGUGACUUUGGUCUGCCAGUGAGGGUGAAGAUGACGCUUCCAUCUGUCAAGGAGCCUGGUGACGAUCUUGACGGUAUCAGUGCGCUGGAGUUAACAGUGGAUGAGUCUCAGCAAAACAGUCAUCCUGAGAUGAUUUCAGCCGGUCAAGAAACAGCACCAACCAACGGUAUUACAUGUGUUGCUUCUACGGAUCAUACUGCAGAUAGAAAAGUCGAUGAAACGCCUCCUACUGGGAAGUCCCUCCACCCAACAAAGACUCAGAAUCAGUUUAAAGGCAAACAGGACGAGUUUGAGGAGAGUGUAUUCACAUCACAAGCACAGGGUAACCAACUUCCUAGUCAGCAGCCAAAUAACACCUUGCAAGAAGGUUCACAGACAAUUCCAGCAAACCCUCUGUCAGCAACCUUAAAUAAUGGCAUCAGAACACAGAAUGAUCAUUCAAGUCAUCGACAAACAUUUCCACUUGAGCAAAUUCCCACCCCUCAAGGAUCAACUGCACUCGUCUCCAGCAGCUCCAUUGGAUCAAGCAUGCUUCAGAGACCGAACUCAGGUUCAAUGCCACCCAGUUUGGGGGACAGUGGUUCCUUCAUUCAGCAUCCUAUCCCACAGGUCAACCACAGUGAACAGUUGCAAGCGAUCCCAGGCCAGCUUCGUGGCAAUAGUUUUGCCUCUGCAUUCACGCCCGAUAUGCAUUUUGUCAACCCAAUGAUGCCUAUUGCACCAAAGGCUCCUCAGGGUAUUAUUGUCGUAAACGGUAAAAGUUACCAAAAGUUGGGAACUAUCGGCAAAGGAGGCUCCAGCAAGGUGAGUACUUUGGGAUCUACUUUACCCCAGAAAUUGUCGAAAUUCAACAAGAUUCUUACCUUCAAUGUCGCCAAAAAAAUGGAAAAACCAACGGAAGCAAGGACUGCCGAAGAGGUAUCAUUUUAAUUGACAAAAUGGGGUGCUACUGAAAGUUUUAAUACUACAUGACCCCAUAUUUAGGAUAGAGAGGGAAAAACCCUACCUCGUCUAGCGGCGCGACCCCUUGAUCCCAUAUAGGGGACAUCACCAAACCGUAGCCUCCCACACAGACGUUUUUUUUCCUUUUUUUUUUUUUUGCUCGUCACGCAAUCCUCAUCUGCGAGGGAGGCUAACCCAACCCUGAAUAGCGCCUUUUUCUUUCCUUAAGGCUACUGUUGAUUUAGCGCGGAUUUAGGGGACUGGGCAUUAUUUGAGAGUCUUAAGUUUCCAAUUUUUGCUUAGACUUUGCUGACUAAUACAGUAGCCUUCCAGCUGUUUUGUUUUCAGGCUAGUUUGCGUUGCUCACUUUGUUUUACAUUGUUUUCCCAACCAAUCCCGUGAGGUUUUCUCAGAGAAGCAAGGUCGUCCCCUACUGCAAGUUACAGUUGCGGCAACUAAAUUUUGCUGUUUGCUGUAUACUCGCAAAAGUCGCCAAAUUUAGUUGCUACGAGUAAUAGUAGCCUUAGGUGGGUGUUUUUUCGCGUGCGUGCGAUGUCACAAGUACCGAAAUGUAUUCUCUGCACAGGUAUAUCAGGUGUAUGACGGCAAAAGAAUUUGCGCCUUAAAGUAUGUGAACCUGGAGGAAGCAGAUGAUUUUAUCGUUCAGAGUUACGUUAACGAAAUUAAUCUUUUAAAAAGACUUCAAGGAAAUGAUAACAUCAUCAAACUGUUUGACUGGUGAGUACGGUAAUGUUUCUAGUCCUUUCACACACGCACAGUGAGGAGCUUUAGCAAAGAUUUCGGCGACGGCAAGGAGAACGUAAAAAAAAAUAACAACAAUAGGUGUAAUCAGCAAAAAACAACUUUGCACGUUCAGCACACCUUUUUUGUACAUUUCUUUGCCGUCACUGCACGUGCACGACGUGAAAUUCCCUCAAGCGACGUUUUGUGGAGGGCGUAAACAUAACGCAACGAACAUAACUCUCUCCUCUUAAAGGGCCUGUUUACAUGGAGUGGGGGACCCCGGUCUAGUGGGAUUGGUUUCUUUUGUUUUCACGCUCUGGAGGACACAAAACAAAAGAAACCUACCCCAGUAGACCGGAGUCCCCCACUCCAUGUAAACAGGGUCUUAAACUUGGGUUCGGUCUCCAAGAAUUCAAUUCGACGAAAAUUCACCUAUAUUAGACAUUUUCAGCGAAUAGGAAUAAUCGCGACAAAGUUUCCGUCGCCGUAGUCGAUGCUAAAGCUCCUUAAAAUUCACUUUUGUGAGUGCGCAAUUUGGUUGACCCAAUAUAAAGCGUUUCUUUUCCUUUACUUAAUAGGGAGCUAAGCCAAGAAAAAAGCGCUAUAAUCUUAGUUAUGGAGUGUGGCAGUAUUGACCUUGCGGGCUUCUUGCGAAAAAACCGCAACAAGAUGUCCAGAGGAGAACUGCAGGGAUUCUGGAGGCAAAUGCUGGAGGCUGUUCAUGUGGUCCAUCAACAAGGAAUCAUCCAUAGCGACUUGAAACCCGCCAACUUUCUUCUUGUCGAGGCUCGUCUAAAACUGAUUGAUUUUGGGAUCGCCCGUACAUUGCAAGUAAGUAGUACCACACCCUUACAGCUUCGAUGACGUAAGACCUCCUCAAAGGAAGAGUGAUUUUUUUCCCACAGAAAAGCAGCAACAACAACAAAAACAGUGUGUAGGUCGUGGUUCAGUUUUUAUCCUUGGUUGAAAUUUUAUUUCCCUUCGUUUUUGGUUACGUUAAUGUAUGAUAACGAGUUUAAAAAGAAGGGGAAAUAAAAUUGAAACCAAACAUAAACGUAAAGCACAACAUAUACAUGUUAAACGACAAGUCGCAGUGGAGGUUACGCGGACAUUCACACGCUCAGCUACACUGAAUCGCAACAAAGGUUUGGAACCAAUUUUUUUGUUGUUUGAAACGGUUGAUCAACCAGGACGCGCAAACCAACCGAAAAUGGCACACCCUAAUCAAAUAAUCAUUGGAGCAGUUUGAGUUUCUGGGAAAUUGAGCACCUACCCCUCCCCUAUAAACCAACAUUUUGCCGUAAGUGAGAAGUAAGUGUUCAUGUUGACUUAGGGGAGGGGUAGGAGGUCAGUUUCCCAUAUGCUGAUCCCAUCUCUGUGUAUUGCGCUAAACUAACCAGUGCUGUUUGCCGUUCGCAAUCAUGUGGGUAAUCGUGUUAUAAAAUCAUAAUUCUAAACUUUGCGGCUAAAAACUGGAAGAACUGUGAUUUCAAAUGAAGAUAUGGUCGUCGCCGUGGUAAUUUUAAUUUAGGCAAUUACAAAUUAACCCGAAGAAAAUUUCGGGACUUCAGCGGUUAGUUGUUAUGUACCUUCAUUAGUGUUGUCUCAGUGCUGUGGGAGUGCUUGUGUACAGGUUGAAGAGGCACAUGCAAAUCAUUGCAAACCACAUAGUCAUUAAGCUGGGCAGCAACAGCUUUUUCAAUAAGUUUGGAAACAUACCUGAGAUUGGACACUGAACGAAAGUCAUCAAAAACCUCAGGGUCAGUAUUGGCUUUCUUUAGCAAAGGACGAAUCAUUGCGCAUUUUAGUUACCUUGAAGUCUCACCAGUAGUAAGUGAUAAGUUAAUAAUCCUCGUAAGCAAAGUUACUAAGGUAGAAUAACACCUGGCCACGAUGGAUGCUGGUAGAGGGUCAAGUGAAUGUCCACGACUUAAUUGAUCCAGACUUGAUCAAAACCGAGUAACUCUGUUAAACGUUAGCGGUUCAAGAAACUUGAAUUCUGAAACACAGCUUGAGCUCAAGCAAUUAACAUGAGUUGUGGUUUUGUCAUUCCAUUGGCAGACCGGCCACGCGCGAUUUUCCCGCGGAUACGUUCAAUCUUCAGCACGAAAAGUCAGCAAACACAUUAGAAAGUUCAGCACCAUUACUGGGUUUUGGAUAGCAAGCUUUAGAGUUCCUGUGCAGAAGCAUAUUCACAGACUUAAAAAUUAUAGAAAAUUGAGCCGGCGGAAAUUUCAUGACAACCUCCCGUGUGAAUUCACUGCUCAUUACGCAUGCAGGAAAGUAGAGCUAAAUCUGAAAUCUGCCACUACCAACGGAUUCAACUUUCAAAUAAAUUCAUUACUGGAAUCUUGGGGGGUACGCUUGACUUGGCUUGACUGUAAUGGUAUACAUGUAAAUGCAUGGGUUUUCUUACUUGACCUGCAGGGAGACAAGACAAGUAUAGAGCUUGACACACAGGUUGGGACGUUGAAUUUUAUGUCCCCAGAAGCCUUUCAAGAUAUUUCUCCUCGUUUUGAUAAGACAGGAAAUGCUAAACCAAAAAUGAAGGUAAGUUUAGAGUGCUUACUUUCCCUUGAAGCACAGCCAUUCAUUUUAAUUUUUAAUUUAGCGGUUUGCGGUGGAGAGUCUUCAUGAGUAUUUCCGCCAAAAAUCGCAUUGCCAUUCCGAACAAGUUUGACCACUUUUAUUGUAUAAUGACGGCAAAGAAAUCUGCCAAAAAGUGUGCUGCAUGCUUAGAGUUUUCUAUCUUCUCUUUCGUCGUCGUCCUUGUUGGUCGAGCUCGCUAGUAACGUUACAACUCAAGACAAUUCUUGAUAUGCCACGAUUUCGUUGAUGGGAAACGCUCGACGAAAACGGCACGACGUCCCCAGGUACCCGUCGAGCGGCUCAGGGGCCCGUUUCUCGAAAGUCCCGAUAAUUAACGGGCCCGGUAAGCUGCCUCCGUUGACAUUAAAGAUCGAGGUUUCAAUAGUUUGGCAUCUAACACGAUAAAACUGUCAGUUAAUGAAACAAAAUGGAGUAGUUUGCUAGCCAAGAGCUGCGCUCUUAUUCUUUAUAUUUCGAUUUGAAUAUUUUAUUUCGGGCCCGUAAAGUUACCGGGACUUUCGAGAAACGGGCCCCAGUCUUGCUAUCGUACAUUCUCAUCUGCAUGACACUUGGGCUCAUUUUCCGCCAUGCUCUCUCUCUCCAUCUCUCCCACCCUUCCGGUCGGUCCGGUCUUGUCCCUUCCCGAGAAGAGCGCGCUCAGUUCGCGAACAGCGGCUGGGAAUAGAGCCAACACGACACUUAGCUUUUUCCCUUCUCUUAUCUGACAAAAGAUUGGCCGACCUAGUGAUGUAUGGUCUCUUGGAUGUAUCCUUUACAUGAUGGUGUACGGUCGCACACCGUUCCAACAUAUUACCAAUCAUCUUCAAAAGCUGCAAUGUAUUAUGGAUCCUUCUUACGUCAUCGAGUUCCCGGAAAUCAAUGACAAGCACUUAUUAGAUGUCAUACAGGUUUGUUUAGUAAUCUGUUCGUGUUUUACUUAUUUACAGUGCAUUUAUUUAUUUACAUAUUUAUUCAUAUGUUAAUUUAUUUUUAUUUUUUCGUUACAUGUAACAAUACCGAAAACUGAUCUACUUUGUCUUUUAGUCCUCACCACACUCAUUUGUAACCCUUACAUUGUUACAUCGUUAUGGUCAUUCAUCUAAGACAGAACCUGCCGUAAGAUUUUUGUCAAACUUGACCAAUUGCCUUUUUAUGUUUUAGAAUCUUAAAUUUUGAUAUAUAAUCAAGGGUCCCUUGCUCGUUUAGGAUCAGGAGCAACUUGUACGUACCGAAAGAUUCCUUAAAGGGGCUCUGUGAGACGGAGGCGCGGUUAAGGGCUUAUUACGGCUUCGCUUAAUGUACUGUAAGUCAUCUUUGGAGAUCCCAGGAGCAUCAUUUCGGUACGACGAAAUUUUCAUGGAAAAGUUACGAUUUCAGCAAAAAAUAUCUAGUCCUCCAGAAUAGCUGCUCUUGGGUCUCCAGGGAUGAAUGCAGGUUUGACCAUAGCUUUAACGGCCGCACUUGAACUUGUUGAUUUUCAGGGCUGUCUUCGCCGCAGUCCCAAAGAGCGCUACACCAUUCCGCAGCUUUUAGCUCACCCUUUCAUCAACUCCUCAGCCCAAGGGAAUACAUCCUCUUUUUCAGACCCUUCGGUGGAAAUAGACUCGGAUAGAAUGUUUGACUGCCUGAUGGAGUUUGCUAAGGCUGAUGUCAACUCUCCUCGAUCAAUACGAGCUCUCAGUCAGGUAACAAUUUGCACUGUAUGAUUUGUAGUGCUGAAAGUUUUCUUAUAGACGUUUUCACGUUUUCUCAUAUCAGAAGUUCACAACGGGUUGAAACGUGUAACUUGCGCUCAAUCCUCGUGAAUAUUCACUUUUUUAAGUACCAUAUUUGGGAACACUCGCUGCGGCCUCAAACAAGUAAUGGGUUUAACAACGACUUUGCACGUGCAUCACGCUUUUUGUACAUUUCGUCCCUCUGCCGUCACGGCACGACUAUAGGGUGUAAACAAAAGACAUGUAUACGGACGAGACUUUCUUUUUCUUUUCCUGAACUUAGAUACAGUGUUUAAAAUUCAACUCCAGAAAAAUGUGCUAACAUUUGUCAAACUGAACGAGACAGAAUAAACAUGAUAAAAGUCUCUAACGAAGUUUGAUUGGUCAAUAUUUUUUCUUCUCGUUCCUUUGCGAAAAUGAAUAUUUACGAGUAUCGGACAAAGGAAACACAUGAGAGUUGCACGUUUCAACCCCUCAUGAGUUUCUACUCUUAUAUAUAGUGAGCAAUAGACCGGAAAAUAAUAAAAAUAGAGUAGCUACGAGUAUCUUGUGGUUCUAUUUUAUCUUUGGUUUAAAUUUUGUUUUCUUUUGUUUAAAAGUCAUUUUCAUACAUUAUCAUACCCAAAAACAAAAGAAAAUAAAAUUUAAACCAAUGAUAAAUUAAAUCGCAGCAUUUAUCUAAUGACUACAGUACAGUUAGACGAAGAUGGUAGAAAGCCCGCAAAUAACAUUCGUAAGUUUUGUUUUCAGUUUAAGGUUGGCCAAACAUACAUCUGGUUUCAAAAACCUCUUUUGACAAGUGUAAGCUGCAAAGAAAGUCCACUGUCGCCGGGCACUGGGCUGAGUAAGGUCUGGGGUUGAGGCUUAACUGUUAGUGUUUUAUUAUUAUUCACCAGGGCUUCCUUAAACAGCUGCGUGCUGGAAAUAAAAUCAGUGUCUCAUCAGCUGUACCUGGCAAGCACCAUAUUCAUGUCAACUCCCAGCAUGCAGUGCCAUCGAUUCAGGUCCCAGGCCCUGCACUCCGUCAGCCGUUGGCUGGAAUUGACGUUCAAGCAUUAAGUCAGGCACACAAUGCACUGAAACCUCCUCACGUGUCAGGGAACGACAAGUACAUGAGAUGGAACACAGUUGAACGUGAUAAGGUAUUUUAUUAACGUUUAUAGGUCGCGUUCUCGCUGUAAAAGACUGCCUAUAAGUAUUCAUAUUGUAGCUAAUAGAAAGAUUUAGUAAAGACAAGGUGACGACAGUGACGGCGGCGCACGCAGAUCUAAGGACCGGCGGACUGACCAAUGACAGAGCGGCAAAUUGUCCACGGGAAGUAGUGCUCAGUCCUUUCCACGCGCUUUCGCGUUCUUUUUUCGUUGCUUGCUUUUUACACACACUAUUUGCAGUUAGCCAUUACGACACUAGACUACGAGUAGUCCCCCAUUUUUCCUCAGGGAUAGUAAAGCGUGCGAAACGCGAGCGCGCGUGAAAAUCACCCCACGCGAGAAAAGGUGACACGCGGCGGGGAGAGAGAAAAACGACGCGCGUCGCCUCUUCUCGCGUGGGGUGAUUUCACGCUCGCUCGCGUUUCGCACGCUUUACUAUCCAUGAGGAAAAAUGGGGGACUACUCGUAGUCUAUUACGACACCUGACGGAGGAUCAUGAGGUUAUUCCUAUAAUAAGGUCUCUAAUGACAAUUCACCCGGCCCAGGAAAGGUUGGUCACACCACCAGGGUCUACGUCCCCUACUCUUUUUGAAGAGCGGUAUGGUUCUUUUUUGUCUCAUAAGAACCAAAUUAAUGAAAGUGCUGUGAUGUGGGACUUACAGUUUCUCGUCCUUAUCCGAGAAGAUUAGAGAGUCUAACCGUUUUGCAAAUUUCAUUACAAAGGCAGCACUUUCCUCUCAGUUAUUAAAAGACCUGAGUGUUGGUCCGGCUGGGUAUUAAACCCCCGACCCCCGCUCAGAAGACUGGCGCUCUCCCAGCUGAGCUAACCAGGCGGCGGUUUGCUCAGUAAUCUCCUUUGCUAAAUCUGCCUUUGUAGUGAGACGUUCUUUUAACUUUGUUGUAGAAUUUUAUUUUAUUUUAUUUUUUAGGGGACUGCAACUGUGGAUAGUCGCUAUAGUACUUGCCCUGUUAAUAAUUGGCGUGGAAUGUUUUAGAGUCUGCUUGAUGUUUUUCUUUGUCGUCCUUGGCGAUUCGAAGACCUUCUGAAACGCAGUUCCCAAUAAUAAUGAACCAAAUUUUCUGAGCAUUUAACUUCUUCAUUCUACAUAUUCAGUUGUAGAUUUUUAUCACCCUUUUAUUGUUUUUGAAUAGGAAAAUGCAGAUCUAAACGCUGUGUUGAAGCGUGAGCUUGCCGAAAAGUAUAGAAAUGCAGUUCCUGCUGACAUGUCCGAGUCAACAUUUGGUAAGUACUGUCAAGAAGGUUUUCACUGUGGUUUUCUCUGUGGAUUAUUAUUAUUUCAUGCAACUCGCCUUUAGAAUAAGCGCUUCAUAAUGGAUUCAGUGAAAAUCAACCAUUGCAAAAAAUAAAAUAAAAGUGUGUUGAUUGCCGUAGAAAAUAAUGGAGCUGUAAACAGUUGAAAAAGAUUUUUCCUAAGGAUUCUGGUGAUCGAAGCUAGCCCUUUAAAGACGAUGGUUAAGGAUUUUUUUUACUUUCUGUUGGUCGCUUAAGCGUAAUCUAGAACCAAGUUAGAAAUAUGGAACCUGAACUGAAAAUAUUUUUGUCUGUGUUACAGAACAGUCAUGGAAUACAACGACAGGAAGAUGAAUAGUGCACUAAAAUCAAGAAAUCGACGCUGGCUUGUGAUAAUUUAGGAUGUUUUAUUCAGACCCUAUGUAAUAUAUGUUUAUCUGCUAAGUGCCAUACUGGUUCUCCCAAACUUCAGUAUACCUGCCUUUAAUAAAAAUAAAAAUACGAGAACUCGUAUACGAGGAUUUUGGACUGGC
Messenger RNA from Porites lobata, 14226 nucleotides. The record is from the annotation of a GenBank genome assembly. Lineage: Eukaryota; Metazoa; Cnidaria; Anthozoa; Scleractinia; Poritidae.